AUGGCCGGGUACAACCCUCUGAACCCGUACGGGCUCUCGGGCGGCGGCGGCGUCGGCGCGCGGCCGACGUCCGCCGCGCGCGGCGGCGGCGGCGGCGGCGGCGGUCGACCCGCGGACGACGAAGCGCUCGCCGCCGCGGACGAAUUGCUCGCGCGAUACUCCGCUCGACCCGGGACCGCGUCGCGUCCGUCGUCCGGCGGCGCGCGGCCGUCCACCGCGGGCGGCCGCCGCGCCGCGGCGCCGCCGCCCGCGACGACGCGCGUCGCGAUGAACCGCUUCUCCGUCGACGACAGCCUCGACGGCAGCCUCGACGACGGCGUCGAGAUCUCGUUCGAUCACAGCCCAAGCCCGCGCGAUCGCAGCGGUCGCGACGACGACGGCGUUUUCGCGUCGGACGACGGGUCGUUCGUCGUGGACGACGACGACAGCACGGACGCGUCCAUCGACUUCUACGACGGCGACGCCGGCGUCGUGAACACGUCGCGACCGCAGACCGCGCGGCCGGGGUCGUCGCGCGGCGGCGGCGCGGGGACGGGGACGGGGACGGGGACGGGGACGGGGCCGCCGCCGCCGCCGCGCCUCUCGGACGACGACCGCGCGGACUCGUUCGAGUUCUCGCGGUCCUUCGCCUCCUUCGCGGACGACGACGACGACGACCCUCCGUCCAUCGCGUUCCACGACGCGGACGCCUUCCCCGCGAGCGCUCCGGCGGCGCCGGCGGCGCCGGCGGCGACGCGCCGACCGGGCACCGCGGCGGGCGGCGCGAGGCCGGCGAGCGCGAAGGGACGCCCGAGGAGCGCGCCGAGAGCCGACUUCGUGCGAUCGGCGUCGCCGCCGCGCGCCGCCGCCACCGCCGCGACGGCGGCGCCGUGGGCGGGCGCGUUCGAGUCCGAUUCCGUCGACGGCGGAUUCGACGCGCGCGGCGACUCGGUGGCGUACGAGAACGAGUCGUUCGAGCGCGUUAGCGACGACGACGACGACGACGACGACGACGACGACGACGCGGAACGCUCGCGAGACUCGCGUCGUUCGCGACGGUCGUCCGGGGGAAGCCUCCGCGAAGAGACCCCCCGCGGCGGCCCCCCCGCGGCGGCUCGACACGGUCGCGAAGAGAGCAUGGACGCCGGCGACGCGACGGAGGCGUUGCACGCGAUGCUCUCGCGGAACGACCCGCUCAGCGCGAUGCGCGCGGAGAGAGCGAAGGCGUCGGAGGAGAGACCCGCGUCGCCGUCCCCCGCGAAGGACGACGCGGAGGACGCGACGGAGGCUCUGCACGCGAUGCUGUCCGCGAACGACCCCGUCGCGACCCUCCGCGCGCGGCUGGCGAGGUCGCGGUCGGGGUCCCCCGCCGAGGGAGGCGGCGCGCGGCUGAGCAUCUACGACGACGACGACGACGACGGGAGGUCCGUCUCCUCCGCGUCGUCCGAGGUCGCGUCCGACGACGGCGGUUACCGAGCAUCCUCGCCGAUGAACGUCUCCGUCGCCGCGUCCGAGGUCCCGACCGAGGGCGCGCCGUCGCCGUCGCCGAGGAGGGACGACCGCGGGAAUCAAAUAGCGCUCAGCGCGCUUUCGCCCGACGCGUCCCCGCGUCGCGCGCGAGAGCCCGAGCGCGCCGCCGCGAGACGACGCCGCGACGACGAGCGACGAGAGGGGGAACGACGACGACAGCGGCGGCUGGGGAACAGCGCGGAGGACGAGCGCGACGCGCGGACGCUGCUCGAGAGCGUCCGCGCGAUGCGCGCGGGGGAGCCGCCGUCGGAGGACGCCGCGAGCUUGUUGGCGUCGCUCAUGCGACGCGCGGGGAUGGGAGGGGAGGGCGGCGGCGGCGCGGCGGGGAUGAAGCCGUUCGCGUACGCGCCCCGGGCGGGAGUCAUGGGCGGCGGCGGCGCAGGAGACGGAGGCGAGGAGAAACAAAGAGAGACGACGACGACGACGCCGUCGUUGGCGUCGUUGCGGCUGCCCGUCCGCGAGCCGCCGCCGUCGGACGACGCCGAAACCCGACGGCGCGAGAGGGAGCGCGAGAAGGGGUGGGCGAAGUAUCUCUCCGGGCGCGGCGAGUACCCGGGGAGCGGGAACGGCGAGCCUCGAGGCGGGCACGGCGGCGUCGACGUCGACGACGAGGCGACCGCGUGGGGCGACGACGGCCACGGCGGAGGCGGAGGCGGGUCCGGAUUCGGGCUCGGGCUCGGGCUCGCGGGUUCGUCGCGCGUCGCGGGCCCUCCGGAGCUCCCCCCCGACGUCGCGUGGGCGGCGGCGGCGCAGAUGCAGAGCGUGGACGGACUGCUCCGUGCGCAGGUGGCGGCGAUGCGGAUCCGCCUGCGCACGAGCGUGAGGCGCGCGGAGGCGAUGCGCAUCACGAGCCACUUCCCGCGAGAGCAGAAGCAGCGUCGGUGA
This is a messenger RNA of Micromonas pusilla CCMP1545, 2394 nucleotides long. RefSeq lists its product as uncharacterized. The record is from RefSeq and is a predicted model, not a curated record. Lineage: Eukaryota; Viridiplantae; Chlorophyta; Mamiellophyceae; Mamiellales; Mamiellaceae. Bases 1 to 2394 code for a protein of 797 amino acids. The transcript has a single exon.